GUUUUUAUCUUUUUCUGUGUGUGCGCCGCAUAAAUCUUUUUUGCUGUUAAAAUAAACUAAAUAAACAAAGUAAUAAACAUUUUGAUGCUAGAUAACAUGUUAAAAAGUAUUUAGUUUAAACUUUGGCACUCAACAAAAUGCAAGCUGAUAUCAAGGAAACUCCCCAAGAAGAAUUGGAAAAACUGAUUGUGGUCACAGGUUUUGGACCCUUUAUAGGCCAUGAGUCGGUGAAUGCCAGUUGGGAGGCGGUUCGUUUACUGCCAGAUGAAAUUGUGCACCAAAAUACUGCCUAUAAAGUGGAAAAAGUAGAAGUACCUGUUGAAUAUGAAGCUGUUGAUAAUGCUGUCGAAAACAUAUGGUCGCGACGCCCCACAUUAGUUAUACACUGUGGUGUACAUGGCAUGGCUACAUGUGUAAAUGUAGAGAAAUUGGCCUAUAAUAACAAUUUUAAAAGGGCCGACUAUGCCGGCAAACAUUUGCCCAAUGCCAAGGCCUGCUUAAAAAAUUGUCCGGCCAAAAAAUCAGCCAUAUUUUGUAAACUAAAUCUUAAGAAAAUCAUCGAGGUUAUUAGUGACAAUUGUGGCUGUACACCGGACUAUGUAAAAGAGUCUCAGUCAUCAGAUGAAAAUAUUAAGAUUGCCAAAAUUUCCAAAGAGGUGGGCAAUUAUUUGUGUGGUUAUAUUUAUUUGAAAUCCUUGGAUCAUGAUUGCUGUCGUACAUUAUUUGUUCAUGUGCCACCAUUGGAUAAACCCUUUAGUGCCGAAAAACUAAGUGAAGUGGUUUUAAAGAUAACCGAAGAAUGCCUGAGACAAGUAUUAGAAGAAGGUAAUGAUAUAAAAAAGUAAUUUCUUUUUAGACUCUUGACUAUAUUUCAAUUGAGGCAUACACAAUGAGAUCAUCGUCAUAUACCAGGAAAAUACAGAUCUAACGAAUUUGUGGGCAAGCAGUUACUGCUAAAAACAAUGGCAUACUUUUGGGCUGCAUCAUAAAUUGUGUACACCUCAAUUUUAAUAACUGAAAUUUGUAUAUAUUUUUUAUACAUAAAUAAAAUAAUGCUAAUAAAUAGAAAAAAAAACUUAAAAA
This is a messenger RNA of Calliphora vicina (urban bluebottle blowfly), 1083 nucleotides long. Its product is annotated as pyroglutamyl-peptidase 1. Gene Ontology annotation, cellular component: cytosol. Gene Ontology annotation, biological process: proteolysis. The coding region runs from base 138 to 845 and encodes 235 amino acids. The record is from RefSeq and is a predicted model, not a curated record. Lineage: Eukaryota; Metazoa; Arthropoda; Insecta; Diptera; Calliphoridae. Gene Ontology annotation, molecular function: pyroglutamyl-peptidase activity. The transcript is spliced from 2 exons.